Molecule: messenger RNA, 1521 nt
Organism: Brassica napus (rape)
Lineage: Eukaryota; Viridiplantae; Streptophyta; Magnoliopsida; Brassicales; Brassicaceae
Product: ultraviolet-B receptor UVR8-like
Exons: 11
Coding region: 133-1314 (393 amino acids)
Source: RefSeq, a predicted model, not a curated record
AAAUGUCAAUAAACACAACAACGCUAUCAUUACACAACCCCUCUCUCUCUCUCUCUAUAGAAUCCCACUGCUUUGCUUUUCCUCUUCCCUCUGUGCUUUCAUUCAUUCACCUCCUCCCUCUAUCUCUCUCAAAUGGUUUCAGCUACUUCAGUCAUAGCCUGGGGCUCAGGAGAAGAUGGACAACUAGGAAUUGGUAGCAACGAAGAGAAGGAAUGGGCUUGUGUAGUCGAAGCUCUCGAGCCUUACUCUGUUCGCUCUGUAGUCUCCGGUAGCCGUAACUCCCUCGCCAUUUGCGAUGAUGGAACGAUGUUUACAUGGGGCUGGAAUCAAAAAGGAACAUUAGGACACCCACCAGAGACUAAGACUGAAAAUAUCCCUAGUCGUGUUAAGGCUCUUGCCAAUGUCAAGAUCACUCAGGCAGCAAUUGGUGGUUGGCAUUGUUUGGCUGUUGAUGAUCAAGGCCGAGCCUACGCGUGGGGUGGGAAUGAAUAUGGACAGUGCGGUGAAGAGCCUCUAAAAGACGAGAUGGGUAGACCCGUUCGUAGAGAUAUCGUCAUCCCUAAGCGCUGUGCCCCUAAACUCACGGUCCGACAGGUUGCUGCAGGUGGUACUCACUCAGUGGUUCUGACACGUGAUGGUCACGUGUGGACUUGGGGUCAACCCUGGCCUCCCGGUGACAUAAAACAGAUAUUUGUUCCGGUGAGAGUUCAAGGACUUGAGAAUGUGCGUCUUAUCGCUGUUGGUGCGUUUCAUAACCUGGCGCUUGAAGAAGAUGGGAGGCUAAUGGCAUGGGGUAAUAACGAGUAUGGACAACUUGGAACCGGUGAUACUCAGCCAACACCUCAUCCUGUUCCUAUCCAAGGCCUUGAUGGUCUCACUUUGGUUGAUAUUGCUGCGGGUGGAUGGCACUCAACCGCUUUAACCGAUAAAGGAGAGGUGUAUGGAUGGGGAAGAGGAGAACAUGGAAGACUAGGGUUUGGUGACAAUGACAAGAGCAGCAAAAUGGUUCCACAGAAAGUUAAUCUUCUAGCUGAUGAAGUUAUCAUUCAGGUUUCUUGCGGUGGAACACAUUCAGUUGCUUUGACAAGAGAUGGCAGAAUCUUCUCGUUUGGUAGAGGAGAUCAUGGAAGACUUGGUUAUGGAAGGAAAGUAACAACGGGGCAGCCAUUGGAGUUGCCUAUAAAGAUUCCUCCACCUGAAGGAAGCUUGAAUCAUGCUGAUGAAGAAGAAGAAGGGAAAUGGUUAGCUACAUCGAUUGCUUGCGGUGGACGCCACACUCUUGCCAUCGUUGAAUGGAAGUCCGAUGAUAUUUGAUCGUUAUAAUCUCUAUGGUCAACUUACGAAGAGAGGAAACAAAUAUUGAUUCAUAGGAAGAAAGGCAAAAGGAGAGUAUGUUUCUAUAAGGAGAAACACAUGUUUUAUCAUUUCAUAUAACUUUUCCCUAUAAAUAAUCUUUUAGAUUAAAUUAAACUUUGAUUUCCAGGGAUUUUUUUUCAAAUAUAUAAAUUUGAUCAGCCAAUA